UUGUGUGCUGAGUGUUAAUGUUUUAGGAUUUAAUCCCCACCCACAAUGCUUCUGCCAAGAGCCGCCUCAAUCCCUAGCGAUUCCGUUUUGUUGUAGUAACAGACGCUGGGCUGAGAGAGGACCAUGGAUGAGUUUCAGGCGGGAGAGGAGGUAGCUUUUAUUGUUGACGAUGUAAGCACCAUCAUUAAAGAAGCAGUGGAAAAUACAAUUGGAGGGAAUGCCUACCAACACAACAAAGUGAAUCAGUGGACAUCAGCAGUAGUGGAGCAAUGUCUCAAUCAACUCACCAAAUUGGCCAAGCCUUUUAAAUACAUUGUAACCUGUGUUAUAAUGCAAAAGAAUGGAGCAGGCUUGCAUACUGCUAGUUCAUGCUUCUGGGACAAUUCUGUCGAUGGAAGCUGCACUGUCAGAUGGGAGAACAAGACCAUGUACUGCAUUGUUAGCAUCUUUGGCCUUGGUGUCUAGAACUUCAGUUAUUGCUGCAUUUUGUCUGCAAACCAUCUUUUAUGUCUAUUAUACCAAAAUGCAUUACUUAAGAGCUGACUUUUGUCAAUAACUAAUACCGAAUUUGCAUUUGAUAGUGAAUCUUACUCAAAAAAUGACUAAUGAAAAUUAAUGCAAUACAACCUGAUUUGGAUUUUAAA
Messenger RNA from Rhincodon typus (whale shark), 644 nucleotides. RefSeq names its product dynein light chain Tctex-type 1. The transcript has 5 exons. Lineage: Eukaryota; Metazoa; Chordata; Chondrichthyes; Orectolobiformes; Rhincodontidae. Gene Ontology annotation, molecular function: dynein intermediate chain binding. Gene Ontology annotation, cellular component: cytoplasmic dynein complex; cytoplasm. Bases 124 to 465 code for a protein of 113 amino acids. Gene Ontology annotation, biological process: microtubule-based movement. The record is from RefSeq and is a predicted model, not a curated record.